AUGGGCACGAUUGGUUUCCUGGGCGAAUUCAAGUUCCGAGAAUACAAGCGCGCAUUCCGAGAAGUCUACAUGAGUGGUGCGCCAGACACCUACUCGACCCUCUCCGACACCCUAGGCGCAAACCCACCCACACCACCAACAUCACCCGACGACCCUCUAGACCGCCCGUUAAGCUACGCCGACAUACGCGGCAAAGCAAUGGGCAGCAACCGAACCGCACGCAUCCUCCUCCGCAACAGACUUAAAGUCGGCGUCUUCGGGCCCGACGGGCAACGAAUCGGCAGCGACGAGGGCUCCAGCGAUACAUACGCCCUAAACGAAGUCACAUUACACCGGGGCUCCAGCCCGCACCUAAAAAUAAUCGACGUCUACAUCAACAACCGGUUUCUCACCGAAGCCGUAGCCGACGGCAUGAUAAUCAGCUCACCCACGGGAUCAACCGCAUACUCCCUCUCUUCGGGUGGAAGCAUCGUCCACCCCCUCGUCCCCUCCAUCUGUCUCACACCCAUAUGUCCCCGCUCCCUAUCCUUCCGCCCGCUCGUCCUCCCCGCCGAAACGCCAAUCACACUGCGUCUCGGCAAGAAGAACCGCGGCCGCGAAGUCGAGGUCAGCAUCGAUGGAAACACGAUUACGGAAAAGCUGGGUACGGGCAUGGAGGUGAGGAUUGGGGGUGAGGUGGUGAAGAGGGAUGCCAGGGGCUGGGAGGGUGGCGUGCCGAGUAUUGUAAGGGGUACGAGUGGGAAGGAGGAUAUGGCUGAGGACCAUUGGGUUGGGGGGUUGAAUGCGCUGUUGAAGUUUAAUUAUCCGUUUGGGGAUCAAGAGGGUUAA
Messenger RNA from Pyrenophora tritici-repentis Pt-1C-BFP, 828 nucleotides. RefSeq names its product sugar kinase. The record is from RefSeq and is a predicted model, not a curated record. Gene Ontology annotation, molecular function: NAD+ kinase activity. NCBI's taxonomy places the organism in Eukaryota, Fungi, Ascomycota, Dothideomycetes, Pleosporales, Pleosporaceae. Gene Ontology annotation, biological process: NADP+ biosynthetic process; NAD+ metabolic process.